This is a messenger RNA of Didymosphaeria variabile, 642 nucleotides long. RefSeq lists its product as uncharacterized. The coding region runs from base 1 to 642 and encodes 213 amino acids. Gene Ontology annotation, molecular function: peroxiredoxin activity. Lineage: Eukaryota; Fungi; Ascomycota; Dothideomycetes; Pleosporales; Didymosphaeriaceae. The record is from RefSeq and is a predicted model, not a curated record. The transcript has a single exon.
AUGUCGCACUCCCAGCGUCCCCCCGCCUACUCCAUCCUCUCCACGCCCCCAGACAUGUCCCUCAGCCCCGAACAGCAAUCGCUGAAAGAGCGUUUCGACGCCGAACUCGGCCCCGAUGCCUUCGACGCGCCGUGGUCGCGGCUCCUCAAGCACAGUCCAGAGAUGUUUGCCGCGUCACUACGUCUAACCGCCGUGCCGAAGCGGAAAGGCCAUCUCAGUCCCAAGAUCCAGUCGUUGAUAUCUCUCGCUGUGGCCGCGGCGUCUACACAUUUACAUGUUCCUGAUAUCCAGCGGUACACAAAAGCAGCGCUUGCGAAUGGCGCAAGCAAGGCGGAGAUCGUGGAGGUACUGUAUUUGACGAGCACGCUAGGAAUUCAUGCUUGCAACAUUGGGGUUCCACUUUUAGUAGAAGUGUUGAAAGAGGAGGGUAGGGAAGUAAAGAGCGGGAUGGACGGCAUGAAUAAAGAGCAGUGGGAGUUGAAGGAGGAAUUCGAGAAGAAGAGGGGUUAUUGGCAUGCGUUUUGGGAGGACUUUCUGAGGCUGAGUCCGGAGUUCUUUGGGGCGUAUGUCGAGUUUUCGAGUGUGCCGUGGGUGAAUGAGGGUGGCAAGGGGGUGUUGGAACCGAAGGUAUGUAUGGUAUAA